Ceutorhynchus assimilis (cabbage seed weevil) is the source of this 2657-nucleotide messenger RNA. NCBI's taxonomy places the organism in Eukaryota, Metazoa, Arthropoda, Insecta, Coleoptera, Curculionidae. The record is from the annotation of a GenBank genome assembly.
AUUUGUCAUUCAUAUAUGUCAAAAUCAAAACAUUCUCGAAAUACCUCCUCGUUCUUGAUUCCUUUUUAUAAAUUUUAUUAAUUAAAAAUUGAAAAUGUUUGGCGGCGGACGUGCACCGAUUUUAGUUUUAAGUCAAAACACUAAACGUGAAUCCGGCCGAAAGGUGCAGUUGGAGAAUAUCAAUGCAGGAAAGCAAAUCGCCGAUGUAAUCCGAACAUGCCUGGGACCCCAAGCUAUGCUAAAAAUGCUGAUGGACCCCAUGGGGGGUAUCGUCAUGACCAACGACGGCAAUGCGAUUUUGAGAGAAAUCACUGUGCAACAUCCGGCAGCUAAAAGUAUGAUCGAGAUAGCUAGGACACAAGAUGAAGAGGUUGGUGAUGGUACCACCUCAGUCAUAGUUCUUGCCGGAGAAAUGUUAGCUGCAGCUGAACAAUUUCUAGAACAACAAAUUCAUCCGACAGUAAUCAUCAGACAAUACCGUCAAGCCCUCGAAGACAUAAUUUCCCUUAUCGAAGGACCUUUGAGUGUACCCAUUGACAAAAACGACAAAGCCGCUCUUAGCAAUGUUGUCAGAGGUUGCGUUGGCACCAAAUUCAUUGGCAAAUGGUCCGAUUUGGCAGUGAAAAUCGCUUUGGACGCCGUCCAUACUGUGAUGCUGGAGGAAAAUGGUAGAACUGAGGUGGACAUUAAACGAUAUGCCAAAGUUGAGAAAAUUCCCGGUGGGUCUAUUGAAGAAUCAGAAGUUUUAACUGGAGUUAUGCUCAAUAAAGAUGUCACUCAUCCCAAAAUGAGACGUUAUAUUGAGAAUCCUAGAAUUAUUUUGCUCGAUUGUUCUUUGGAGUAUAAAAAAGGAGAAUCUCAAACUAAUGUUGAAAUUACUUCUGAUGGUGAUUUUACUAGAAUGUUGCAAUUGGAGGAAGAGCACGUCAGGAGGCAAUGCGACGAAGUUAUAGCCCUCAAACCGGAUUUGGUGUUUACCGAAAAGGGGGUUUCAGAUUUGGCUCAGCACUUUUUGUUGAAAGCAGGAAUCAGUGCUAUUCGUAGAGUAAGAAAAUCCGACAACAACAGGAUCGCUCGCGCCUGUGGCGCCACCAUAGUAAAUAGAACCGAAGAAUUGCAAGAAUCCGACGUCGGAACUGGAGCGGGUCUCUUUGAAAUCAAAAAAAUGGGCGACGAAUACUUUUGCUACAUCACCAAGUGCAAAAACCCGAAAGCUUGCACAAUCAUUUUGCGUGGUGCCAGCAAAGAUAUCUUAAACGAGACCGAAAGGAAUUUACAAGACGCCUUGCAAGUAGCCAGAAAUAUUGUGCUUUCGCCUCGUCUGGUACCAGGUGGAGGCGCAAUCGAAAUGGCUAUAGCCCAAAAAUUGUUGCAGAAAGCUACUCACGGACCUUACAGAUCUUUGGCACACGCAUUAGAAAUCAUUCCUCGUACACUGGCUCAGAACUGUGGCGCCAACACGAUCAAAACUCUCACUGCGCUCAGAGCGAAACACGCCAAUCACACCGACGUAAACUCUCCCUGCACUUGGGGCAUUGACGGCGAAUCUGGCGAACUCGUAGAGCAAAAAGAAAGAGGCCUCUGGGAACCUCUGGCGGUCAAACUUCAAACUUACAAGACGGCCAUCGAAACUGCCAUUUUGUUGCUGCGUAUUGACGAUAUUGUUUCUGGAUCUAAGAAGAAGGACAGGGAACCAGCAGGGCCUGCUCAGACUCAAGAAACUGCCGCUAUGAUGCAAGAUUGAUAGUAUUAAUUUUUAUUCUAAGCUUUUUCACGAGUCCCGGAAAAUUGUUCGGAAAUAGUUGUUCGAACGGAAAAUUCUUCGAAAUGAAAAUUUUUCAAAAGGAAAAUUGUUCGAAUGGAAAAUGGUUCGAAUGGAAAAUUGUUAAUAAAUGUACUUAUACGCCUCGGAAACGUAAAUCCACCAAAAACGUGAAACCUUUUUUAAAUACAACAGCGUGAAAUUUCAAUUAUUUUUCAAUAUCCGAUUACUUGCUUUGCUCACCGAAUCUCAAAGAGAAGAUCCGCGGAACCGGAAAUUCGGCGUUGGUACAAAAGAGCGCAGCUUUAAAGCGAGUAGACAAAAGGGCGCAGGUCAAAAUAUUAUUGGCAACCAGUACACUUCUAACCAGUAUUAAAUGAACUGUAACUAACUAAAAAUAUGCAAACUAACCCGUCCACGUAAUGCGUGCUAGUCCAGUAUUAAACGAACCGUGACGGAACUAAUUAAAAAUAUGCAAACUAUCCGAAAUUAACCCGUCUACCUAAUGCAUGCUAGUCCUUGUAUAUUAAUAUUAAAUUCAAAAAACCAAGAAUUAAGAAUCAGGGACAAAUAUUAAGAAUUAAGGAAUUGGGUUACUCCGGUCAUAGAUUCAUUCACAAUUCACAGUUAAACUAUUGAUUUUUCGGAAAAAAAAAACAAUUUUCCGUUCUAACAAUUUUCUUUCGAACAAUUAUUUCGGAACAAUUUUCCGUUCGAACAAUUUUCCGUUUGAACAAUUUUCUGUUUGAACAAUUUUCUGUUUGAAUAAUUUUCGGUUCGAAUAAUUUUCCGUUCAAAAAAUUUUUUUUCGAACAAUUAUUUUUGAACAAUUUUCCGUUGACGCUUUUUCAUAUUUUAAUGAAAAUUAAUCAUUUUGCUUUGUAUUACUUCACCC